This is a messenger RNA of Aureobasidium vineae, 1158 nucleotides long. The record is from the annotation of a GenBank genome assembly. NCBI's taxonomy places the organism in Eukaryota, Fungi, Ascomycota, Dothideomycetes, Dothideales, Saccotheciaceae.
AUGCUCACAACCCUAUCCCUUCUCGCCACGCUGGGCUCUCUUAGCCAUGUCGCUGCCCUACCUGCCAUCCCACAGCUCGAAGUACGCCAGUCGGUAGCCAGUGUCAACGCCAGCUUAGGGAACGUUACCAUCUUCGGCACCGGUAUGUUGAUCAACUUCAAUCAUGGCUCUGUCAGUUCUCUAACAGUUCCCNNAGGUGGCACUAUCGCAGGCUCUGCAGGCUCUGGCGUUCAAACGACUGGCUACACUGCUGGUGCUGUAGCAAUCCAGACUCUGAUUGAUGCCGUGCCCGAAUUACUCAACAUCUCAAAUAUCAAUGGCGUCCAAGUCGCAAACGUAGACUCGGGAAACAUAAACGCCACUAUUCUCCUGGAACUCAAUCGUCAAAUCACAGCCGAGCUCGCCAAAAACACCUCGAGUGGUGCUGUGGUGACUCAUGGUACAGAUACCCUUGAGGAGACUGCUUUCUUNUUGGAUCUCACCAUCGGAUCCGAGAAGCCCGUCGCAGUCGUCGGUGCAAUGCGUCCCUCUACCGCUACCUCGGCGGAUGGCCCUCUCAACCUGUAUCAGGCUGUCACGCUGGCUGUCACUCCCGAGGCUAAAGGCCGUGGCACGAUGGUUACACUCAACGAUCGCAUUGACAGUGCCUUCUAUGUGGUCAAAAACAACGCAAACUCCUUGGAUACAUUCAAAGCCAUUGAACAAGGCCAUCUUGGUUUCUUCCUGGACUCAAUCCCUCAAUUCUACUACUCAGCUGCCACACCNCCCGGUAAACCUUUCUUCGAUCUUGCAGCACUGAACCUGACAUCUUUACCUCAUGUCGACAUUCUAUAUGGCCAUCAAGACAGCAACCCAGAACUCAUCCGCGCCUCUGCCGAAUCAGGUGCUGAAGCCAUCGUCUUUGCUGGCACUGGUGCCGGUGGUUGGACAUCAGCGGGCAGAAAGGUUGCCCAGGCCGUCUACAAUGAGACCGGUAUCCCUAUGGUCUUUUCCACUCGUACCAUGAACGGCUUUGUUUCGCCCGAAAGCAAUGACUGGUCCAUCGCUAGUGGCAACCUUGAUCCUCAGAAAGCUAGAAUUUUGCUUCAGUGCGCUCUGGCGGUUGGAUACAACACCACGCAGAUCGCCGAUAUCUUUGAUGCACUUCAGGUAUCAUAG